Symbiodinium sp. CCMP2592 is the source of this 3222-nucleotide messenger RNA. NCBI's taxonomy places the organism in Eukaryota, Dinophyceae, Suessiales, Symbiodiniaceae. The record is from the annotation of a GenBank genome assembly.
AUGGCCCAAGCGCCUACGCUCGCAGAGUUCCACGCUCCUUCCAGAGAGGAGCGGGCAGCCGGGCGUGCCUUGUGCGGAGCAUUGCUCUGGCCGCCAAAGGCACCUGGGCUUCCGGCUCUGUGCCCUGGACUCCCCGAAGCAGUGCCUCCGGCACUGGCGCUGGCCUUGCAGCGUGGUCUCCCAGACAUCUUGUUAUACAGAUGUUUCCUGCUCCUUGUGCGGGCGAGGCAGAUCGAUGACAAGGAUGAGAAGGAGGCCGAGCGUGGAUAUGCGCCGGUGCUCCUGAAACUCAAGGCCAUGGGCUUCCUGGUGCACGAUUCACUUCUUCUGCCUGCAGAUGCAGCGGGCCAGCGCAGGCUCUUGCUGCUGGUGCAGCCGUCAGAACCCUUGAAGACUGCGCAGCUGGCGAAAGCAGCUCGCAGCCUCGAUGGGCCAAACCUCUCCGUGUCGCUGCAACCCCAUGUGCCCACAACUGCCCACAGCGACGAGGCCUCCCGCCAACUCCACGCCGAUCACUGGCGCCAAGUCUACCUUGACUGUAUGAAGUUCUUUCCACGGUUCUUCCAGCCUCGCACACGAGUGCUGGCAGUGCCACCGUCAACUGAACAGGAGGUAGAGGAUCUUUCCUGCCACCUCCUGUUGCACGGCUUUGCUGUGCUGUGUGUGGUCCACCCCGUGUCAGAGAAGACCCCGAAGGUCGAUGCGUGCAUCGUUGUGCGUGGGAUCGGCAUGCUUCCAGUGCCGGAGGAGAGUUCGGUGCAAGGCAGCUCUUGCUACCUUGGGCUGCCGCCGGGCACCAAGGCUUUUGUACUGAAAGGCGGCAUGAUGUGGCCACUACCGUCGUGGCUCCUUUGCGUGGGUGCUGCCUUGCCAAGGAGUUAUGUUGGCACGUCGGAUGGGUAUCCAGUUUUGGACGGCUUCCCGCAAAGGCACAAGUCAUCGCACAUCGGCUUCCACGGAGAUGGAGUGGCAUCCUUCCUUGAAGCCAACUUUCAUGAGAGCGUGACCUUGCAGGCUCCGGGAAACUACACAGCGCAUGCCAACCACAACUCCAGCAAGUUGCUGAACACUCCGCAGAAGGAGCAUGACAAGAUGUUUGUCCUGUCGCACUUCUGGCUGCCGAUAUUGCUGGUAUCAUCGCUGCUAUUUGAGGCGCUCCACCUCAAGUGGUCGGAAGUGGAUUGGUCGCGCAGUGCGCAAAGAACCGAUGCUUCUGAAGGGGCGGAGGAGCGUGUGGAUACCAGUUUCGCCGGCCUCACUGUGAAGCUGGUUCGAAGGGCGGACAACCUGGCGAGGAUUUACUUCGAAGGAGCCGGUCGAGUCAAGGGCCGAUCCUACAUGUUGAUGCUGAUGUGCCACAGCCUUUUCGGCCAGUAUCUCAGCCUGGUCAAUUUCGACUACAUGAGCCGGUUCUUCGAUUUUUACCAGCACCCCAGCCAAGCCGUCUUCGUGGCAUUGAUGAGCAACUGGCUUGUUCUGUACGGAAGCAUGUGCCUGACAGCGGUGUACUCUCAGUAUAUUGAGAGCAUGCUCUUCAUCCACUGGAAAGACCACAUGACCCGAUACUUCGAGAGGAUUUGGGUGCCGCACAGCUACGGCUUCAAGAUGAAAGAUGACAGCCGAGUGGAUAACCCCGACCAGCGAAUCCAGGAGGACAUUGGCAGCUUUGUGCCUUCCACAUACGACUUGACCAUGGGAGUUAUGGAUGCCACUUUGCAGCUGAGCAUUUACAGCAUCAUGCUCAUCCAGGUCCAGCCGAAAUCAGCAUUUCCUGGGCUUCUGUUUGGAAUUGCCAUCAUUUACACACUCAUCGGCUCUGUAGCCGUGCACUGGAUCGGUCGAGACCUUGCGUUCCUAUCUUGGCAAGGGGAGCGAUACGGAGGCCAUUUCCGGGCAGAGCUCCGGCGCGUGCAUGACCAGAGUGAGACGGUGGCCGCCCUCCGAUCUCAUGAGGCUGAACUUCAGCGGCUGGAGCAACGCUUCGAAGCCUUGAAGUGGAAUAAGUGGCAGGGCAUGAUCCUGAAGAAGCGUCUCGGAUGGUUCGAUCGGAUCUACGACCCGUUCAAAUCUGUCCUGUUUGUUUGCGUCCUGAUGCCGUUCUUCAUCAAGGGAGAGGUGUCUCUAGGCACUGUGAAGCAGUGCGAGAUGGCUUUGUCGCGUAUUACUGCUUCCCUCGGUUUCUUCAUCCACGAGUACAAGCACCUGGCUUCCUACAGAGCUCAAGUGGAUCGUUUGUACAACUUUCGCUGCUGUGGUCUUGCAUUCAUGCAGGAGAAGGCGGGCACGUCUUCCGACACUCCAGGUGGGAGGCGUGGCGGAAAUAGAGCUUCCGAAGAAGAGCUCGAUUUGGAGGUGGAUGCAUCACUUCGACAGCACCUCUCCACUGGCGAAGCUGUCCCGGCUCCGCAAGCACCGACGGCGGAGGUUCUGGAGCUCAGAAGAGCGCGGGUCAGUUUGCCCUCGGGAGAAGUGUUGAUGGAAGCUGACUUCCGUGUGACGAAAGGUACCAGCGUGCUCCUUUGCGGUGGCGAGGGGUCGGGCAAGUCAACCUUCCUGCGGGCGCUGGCAGGAAUCUGGCCUUUCACUUCGGCCGAGGAGGCGUCGGCGCCUCUGACUUCAAGCGAUUGCUUCUUAAUUCCGCAGAAGCCGAGGCUGCCCAUGCCAAUCACACUCCGGCAAGCGCUGGUGUUCCCAGAAAUUUCAGACUCCUUCUCCGAUGCAGAAAUCGCCACCGUCCUAAACAAAGUAAAGCUUGCUGAGCUGCUCGCAUUGGGCCUUGACGAGCCCAUGGAUGUCAACGCAGUUCUCUCCGGAGGUCAGUUCCAGAAGCUGAUGGUAGCGCACUGCUUGCUUGUCAAGCCGGCGUUCAUUUUGCUCGACGAGUCAAUGGCGCAUCUCUCACAGCAGAGUCAACACCACCUGUAUGGCUUGCUUAUCGACGAGCUCAUCGGACCUGGACGUUGUGGACUGGUCAGCACAUGCCAUAACCCGCAGGACCUCGGGAGAUAUCAUCAAGUGCAUUAUCGGAUCAGCCGCAAGGUUCGAGAGAGGUGCGACAGCACUGGCAGCACCGGAUCUGCGCUUUGCACACGCAAACUGGAGUUGGUGGAGCCAGGUGCGGCAGUGGAGGCAGAUGCAACCAGCCCCACACAAGAUGCGCACCGGCGCCUUGCCGAGCAGGACGUUCGGCCGAAUGAGGCUUCAGAAGACUUCAGAGGAUAG